Messenger RNA from Rhizophagus irregularis DAOM 181602=DAOM 197198, 904 nucleotides. The record is from RefSeq and is a predicted model, not a curated record. Lineage: Eukaryota; Fungi; Glomeromycota; Glomeromycetes; Glomerales; Glomeraceae.
AGAACAAAUCAAAAUGCAAUUAACUCAAGCUUUGCAGAUUAAAGAAGAUAAAGUGAAUGAAUUAGAAAAGAAUCUUGUUACUCUUGAUCAAGAGCGUAUUAAACAACUAAAAGUCAAAGAAAAAGAAUUGAGUAAAGUCAAAGGGGAAUUAAUAGAUAAAUUAACCAGUGGAGAAAAUACUAAGGAAGUUCAUAAAGAAAAAGAAGCUAAACAAAGAGAGAUAAAUGAACUCCAACAAGAAUUAUCAAGAACUUCAGUUUCUUAUAAUGCCAAUAGAAAAAAACAAGUUCUUAAACAAGUUAAUAAUUUUUUGAAAACCAAGGAAGCUUUUCUAACUUUACGAGAAGAAGCUAUUAAAAAACUGCAAAAUUGUUAUAAUCGCUUAGUAAACUCUAUUGAUAUUACUAGAAGUAUGAAAACCACUGAAUUAACUGACAAGUAUACUAAAGAAUUUCAAAAUACUCUUGUAAAAUAUAAUGAUGGAUUAUUAGAGCUGAACAAAAAUCAUUAUUCCUUAAAAAAUGUUGUUCAGGAAAAUAAAGAGUUGGAAGUUAGCCUUAAGAUUGAAAAUAUUCUUAGGUUGAAUUCUUUUAAUCUUGAUAAAUACAAAAUUUUUAAAUUUGCUACUAAUUCUCAAGAAGGAACCAGAAUUCAAUUAAAUUCUAAUAUGAUGGAAGAAGAUAUAAAUUCAUUAAGAAAGAAUUUGAAUGAAUUGAAAUUAGAAUUAAACCAAGAAAAAAGUGAAUUAAAAAAUUUAGCAGCAGUUUAGAAUUAACCAUAUUGAUGGAUUAUAGUACAGUUUAUAAAUAGCUAUUUAUUCAUUGAAAUGAAAAUCUUUAGUAUUUAUCAAAAUAUAUGAAUAUAUAUUCUAGUAUUUAUUGAACAUUAUAAUACUCGUAUUUUU